This is a messenger RNA of Mesocricetus auratus (golden hamster), 2715 nucleotides long. RefSeq names its product TATA-box binding protein associated factor 8 (gene Taf8). Bases 44 to 970 code for a protein of 308 amino acids. Gene Ontology annotation, biological process: transcription initiation at RNA polymerase II promoter. The transcript has 9 exons. Gene Ontology annotation, molecular function: protein heterodimerization activity. Gene Ontology annotation, cellular component: transcription factor TFIID complex. The record is from RefSeq and is a predicted model, not a curated record. NCBI's taxonomy places the organism in Eukaryota, Metazoa, Chordata, Mammalia, Rodentia, Cricetidae.
GUCCCAUCGUGCCCUGCGCUCACGCGCACUACGUGAGAGCAAGAUGGCCGACACGGCGGCCGGGCCUGGUGGCUCUGGAACGCGAUCAGGAAGUAAGCAGUCCACUAACCCUGCUGAUAACUACCACCUGGCCCGGAGGAGGACUCUGCAAGUGGUUGUGAGCUCCUUGCUGACAGAGGCUGGAUUUGAGAGCGCUGAGAAAGCAUCUGUGGAAACAUUGACGGAGAUGCUGCAGAGCUACAUCUCAGAAAUUGGGAGAAGUGCCAAGUCUUACUGCGAGCACACUGCUAGGACCCAGCCCACACUGUCGGAUAUCGUGGUCACACUGGUCGAAAUGGGGUUCAAUGUGGACACUCUUCCUGCUUAUGCAAAACGAUCCCAGAGAAUGGUCAUCACUGCACCUCCAGUGACCAAUCAGCCAGUGACACCCAAGGCCCUCACUGCAGGGCAGAACAGGCCCCACCCACCACACAUCCCCAGCCAUUUUCCUGAGUUUCCGGAUCCCCACACCUACAUCAAAACUCCGACAUACCGUGAACCAGUGUCUGACUACCAGGUCCUUCGAGAGAAGGCUGCAUCUCAGAGACGAGAUGUGGAGCGAGCGCUCACCCGCUUCAUGGCCAAGACAGGCGAGACCCAGAGUCUUUUCAAGGAUGAUGUCAGCACUUUCCCCUUGAUUGCUGCCAGACCUUUCACCGUCCCCUACCUCACAGCCUUGCUUCCCUCUGAGCUGGAGAUCCAGCAGAUGGAAGAGACAGACUCCUCAGAACAGGAUGAGCAGACAGACACAGAGAACGCCGCUCUUCAUGUCAGCACGGGCGACUCUGGAGCUGAGAAAGAGAACGCUUCUGUGCUGCAGCAGAACUCCUCCUUGUCUGGCAGCCGGAACGGGGAGGAGAGCGUCAUUGAUAACCCCUACCUGCGCCCCGUGAAGAAGCCCAAGAUCCGCAGGAAGAAGUCCCUCUCCUGAGCUGGGAUGGAAACCGCCCUGUAAGGGAGAGGACGCCGCUUUCCUGGGGGCGUGAAAUCAGAGGGAGAAGAAGGUGACAUCCUUUUGCCCUUGCCCAGGCCGUAUCAUGUCAGUAGCGCCGUCUCUGAAGACAGCCUGCUUUGCAAACAGGCCAGGGGGCUGCUGCUGACGCAUUGACUAAUCCCAGGACGUCAUUCCUCUGAAACCUGGAGGGCCAGGGAAAGUGGCAGGAAGAAAAGGGCCCACUCUCUGCCAAGUAUGUCUUCCAGGCCACCCGGAUCCCCCACAAGAAUCAUGGCAUUGAUUUACCAGCCCAGAACCUCAUCUCACUUCUCUCUGGACUUGGGCCCCAAGAUCCCUGUGGAACUGAUGGAAAGUGACUUUGUAACCCUCAUCAUGUUAGAAACAGGCCCACACUGUGGCUUUGAUCUGGGGCUGGCAGGAGCUAGGAGUACAUGUGUUAAUGAAGAUGACAGUGGCCAUCAGAGUGGCCUUAUCUCUGACCAGCAUUGACUGAAGCGGAUCACUGGGGACAUCCCCUUGAACAUGGGUCUCAGAGCACCCUUCUGGUGAUGACGGUCUGACCGGAGCCUGUGGUGUGGUUAGUUCUUCUGGGAUAAUACACCUUGAAGAGGGCUUAGCAGGUGGGGUGGGGCUUGUUUUGAGGGCGAGGCUUAGUUGAGAAACACAGCUGAUGGUGGAAGCCACGGUCCUCCCGCCCGAGGGUCCUGCUGAGAGCAGAACUGUCAAGGAGCAAGUCUGUCCCCACCCUCCUGCACCUCCCUGGGAAGAAGAUGCCAUCCCUUGCUUUCCCCACUAAUCGUGAACCCUGCCUCAGGGAAGACACUGCAAGUUGCUGUCUUUGGCUGGUUCUGAAAAGAGGCAUUGAGAAACCAAACCCAAGGCAGAGUGGAUGGACACAUGGAACAUGAUAGGAAGAGGCUGUGUCCUUCCAGGGUCGGAGCGCUGAGCCGUGUAUAAUAUUUCUCUCCAUACUCCACCUUGGCCGCUGCCGCUCCUCCUCUUUUUCACCUCUCACCCGACCCCCCGUGUGUUUUUGAGACAGGCUCUCACUCUGUAGCCCAGGCUAUCCCAGAACUCACUGUGUCUCCCGGCUUGGUGGUCCUGCCGCAUGCUAUGAUCACUUACGCAUCUGGGCAGGGAGGUUGCAACUUCCCCGCUGUACUCUGGAGUCUUUGGUCCCUUUGCCUGGAGGAAAAAAAGCUCUGUCUGAAAUUGAAGAAAGGUCACAAAGUGGUGAGAAAGUGAGCUUUCUGGGCUCUCAACCAAACAGGAGUAUUUUCAUAGUGACUCAGAACUUCCAGAUGGGAACAAGACCAACUGGCCUCCAUUGUGAGAGCUUGGGAUGCACUUGACAGCUCAUGACCAGCGGCUGAAAUCCAGUGCCCGGCCAGUUAGGAGCUGCCACUCCUUGUCCUUCCUGCCCCUUCUAGUCAGCACCCUGCUGCACCAUGGUCACUGUCCGAAGCCAAUGCCUGUUGGUCAGGCAUGUUGUGGGAGGUGGGGGGAGGGGCUCUAGCUGCCCUGGCCUCGGAGCUGUGAUUUCUCUUAGAGCAGAGAUGCUGGGACAUUGACCUGGGUGGUGUUGUGCUGAGACAGAAUUCUCAAUGUAUAUCUAUAUAUUUCUAUUUUUAUAAGUUGGGAGAGUCUUCUUAGAGGGAAAAUAAAGUGUAACUUAGGAAAAAGCCUGUAAUAAAAUUCAGAAUAAAAACUUGGUAAAUGAA